This is a messenger RNA of Closterium sp. Naga37s-1, 588 nucleotides long. NCBI's taxonomy places the organism in Eukaryota, Viridiplantae, Streptophyta, Zygnematophyceae, Desmidiales, Closteriaceae. The record is from the annotation of a GenBank genome assembly.
AUGAAGUCGAAGGAGAGCCGGAAGCUUCGUCAAACGCUGCUGAGCGAGCUCGAGGGGUUGGAUCGCAGCACUCUUCACAUCAUCACUGCUCUCAAGACUACCGUGUACAUCUGCAAGUCAGAGGCGCCAAUCACCUCCUACGUGGGCACCAUCAAGUUCAUGGCCGAGCUCGGAGUCCCGAACCUUCCCUUGGAUUCCAAGGGAAACUACUUUUCGGAGGAGGCGUUGGCCGCGAAGGAUGCCGCUGAGAAGGUGACGGAGUUCAACAUUAUAGACCAGGCGGUGCGCAACGUGGCGGAGCAGCUUUCUAGGUCGAGCAACUGGCACCGGCGAUUCGAGCACCUUCAGGAGUACAUCUGCGAAACCAACCUGGAGCUGCAGGGGAUCCACGACGUGCGAUGGCUCUCUAGAGGAGAGGCAGUCAAGCGGUUUGCCAAGGUUCUGCCGGCGACAAUCGUCCUGCUGCACGAUUUCAAGCACGCGCUAUACGAAACGGUCACUUCUUUCAAAUUCCACUUCAUGCUUUUCUUCCUUGCAGACAUUCUUGCCGUGCUCAACGAGCUCAACGCCAAGUUCCAGAAGCAGUAG